AUGAAAGAAUGUAAGAAAAGAAAAAACGUGAAAACAUAUGAAUAUAAUAAUUAUAAAAAUAUAGAUGAAACAUAUAAAAAAAAUGAUAAUAUUUAUAAACUUUUGUUAAAGGAAGGAAUAAAUUAUAUUGAAAAUGAAAAUAAUAAAAUAAUUAAAAAUGAUAUGUAUAUAUAUACUUUAUUUUUUAAUCAUAUAAAGGAGGAUAAGAACAAAUCUAUAAUCUUUAAUGAAGAGAAAUGUGAAAAAGAAAAAAGAAAAAAAUUAAACAAUACACUAUUAUAUUUAUCAACUAUAGAACAUAAAAGAAAUUCUUAUAAUAUACCCAUAUAUAUAUCACACAAGUAUAAGAAAACAAAAUAUCUAUUUUUAAAACAUAAAAUUUUUAAGAAGAGAAAAAAAAAAAAUAAUAAUAAUAAAAUAAAAAAUAAAAUAAAACAAGAAAAAGGAGAAAUAAAUAAUGUCUUAAAUUAUAUACUUCCUCUUAUCCAAAUGAAAAAAACAAAUGUAGACUUAAAUUUUUUUACAAAUAAAUCUGUAGAAUAUAAUAGUUUCACAAAUUUCUUUUUUAAUAACUAUGAUAAGGAUAAUUAUAUAAUUUAUAAUAAAAAUGUUUGUAAAAAAUUUAUUCACUCGCAAAAUAUCUCAGCGGCAUUGCAUAGUUCGACACGUAAAGCAUCUGUUGAUCAUAUGAAUGGUAAUAUAUGUGAUCAUAUGAAUGGUAAUAUUGGUAGUCACUAUUCUAAAGAUGUUAUAUCUACAAAAAAUAAUGAACCCUUUUAUAAAAAUAUAAAAAAUGAUAAAAAAAUAAGCAAACAAACAAUUAAUAGAGAAGGAAAAAAAAUAUCACCUUUGGAGAUCAAUAAAAAUGAUAUCCUUAAUAAUUCCAGAGAUAAGAAAAAAUUGGGUCAUUUAAAAGAUUAUCUUUUUUGUGAAAAUGAAGAUAAUAUUUUUCAUGAAGCAAAAAGUAUGGAAUAUUCUACACUUAACUCUUUUGAUCAAAAUGGAAAAGAUAAAAAAAAAAAAAAAAUAAUAAAAAAUAAAAUAAUUAAUAAAAAUAAUAUAUGUGAUAAGAAUAUAUCUAGUAGUAAGGAUAAUAUACGCCUUAUUGAGGAUAUAAAAAAUGAUGAUAAAUAUUAUACUUCAAAUAAUAUGUUAUCUUAUCAAUAUAAGAAUAUUCCUUUUAUUAGUCAUAUUUGUCAAUAUAAAUCUGACGACAGUGAAAAAACAAAUUCACAAAAUGAUAGAAAUAAAAAUGAUUAUCACUAUAAUGAUAAUUAUUAUAAUGUAUUAAGAAAUGAAAAAAGAAACAGAAAAAAUCAAAGAGAUAAAAAGAAUGAUAUAAUAAGAAAUUAUAAAAAUGCCUAUACUCAAACUGAUUUUAUAGAUAAAGAAAAAUGUGUAAAUAUAUCAAAUGAAAAAAAUUUAAUGAUAAAGAAUAAAAUUAACAUAAUACAUAAUAAUAUUAAAAAAAAUGUGAAUAUGACUGGAGAAUUAAAAAAUAUUGAAAAUAAUGCAUAUAUAAAAAAUAUUUACAAUAAUAAGAAUGUGUUCCAGAAAAAAACAGAAAAAUAUAUUUCAUCAAAUGAAGAUAAUAAUUCAUUUAGUAAACAAAAUGAAUCAAGUAUUUCAAAUGAGAAAUAUAAUUUUAUAAAUACAACAUGUAUGUAUGAUAAAUAUCAAGAGCAAUUUAGUAAACUGGUUAAGACACCUCACAACAAAAAGAAACAUGCAAAGGUUAACAUAAAAAAUGAUAAUAUGAAAAAUAAUAAUAUGAAAAAUAAUAAUAUGCAUAAUGAUAAUAUGAAUAAUAACAAUAUUUAUAAUAAUAAGGUGAAUAAUCAGAAUAGUUAUUAUUAUAAUUAUUAUAAUAAUGUUUAUGGAUUCGGUGAGACAUUAAAAUUUAUGAAAUAUAGAGAACUACUAAGAAAAUAUAUGGGGACAUUUUAUAAUUAUAGUUCAUUAAAAUGUGCUAGCUAUAUUAUUAUUUACUCAUUAAUAGUAAAGAUUAUUACACAAAUAUCAAAAAAUAUAACAACUUCUAAUUUGUCUAGUGAUACAAAUGAUAUGAACCUUAUUAAUGGAAAUAAAUUAAAUACAAAUUUAUUUUUAAAUAUAUAUGAUGCUGAUGGUAUUAUUCAAAGUAUAUGUUAUAUUGUUUUAUUAAUAUGUAUUAUAUUAUUAAUAAAAUUAGGGAUGCCAUCAACUUAUUUAUUGGCUGGUAGGUUAACUAUAUUGUUUAUGUUUUUGUUUGUUAUACAGAUACCUAUAAUGAUAUAUGCAAAUUUUCUUUUUCUAAAACAGGAAUCUACAAAUGUGAAUAAUAUGAAUAAUAUGAAAAAUAAUUAUAAUAUUCAUAAUAAUGAUAAUAUUAAUAAUAAUGAUAAUAUUAAUAAUAAUGAUAAUAUUAAUAAUAAUAAUAAUUAUUAUUAUUAUUAUAAAAUGGGUGUGAAAUAUAUUUAUGAUAGAAAAAAAGACUAUUUUAAUUUACAACUACAAAAAUUAUGGUCUAUAUUUUAUAUAGAUACUAUGAAUUUAUUAAUAUAUACAAUACUGAUAACAGUUGUAUCCUUAUAUGCUACAUAUCAUAAAUUAAUAUAUCCGCAUUUAUUAAAAUUUUAUCUAGAUCACUUUUUUUUAAGUUCAUAUUCAAUUGUGAAAAAAGAAAUAAUUCAUUUUAGAGUACCUAAUAAUAUUGAUGCAUAUUAUUUAAAUAAAAUGAAUAGUUAUUUAUUUAAUACUUUGUAUAAAAAACAACAAUAUGGUUAUAAAGAAAAUAUAGAAAGUACUACUAGAAGAGCAAUAGGUUAUAAUAUAGUUAUAAAAAAGGAAAAAUGUUCUUUUUUCUUUAACCUAUUUACAAAAAAUGUAUCAAAUAAAAUUUUCAGAUUGAGGAAUGAUAAUAAAAAUCUGAAUUUCUAUAUUAUUUUCUACAUAGGUGAAUUAGAUAAAAAAGGAAGACCACAUGGAUUUGGUUAUUGGAGAGGUAUAAAUUUGGAGGGAGAAGUCUUAAUUGGAUAUUGGUAUCAUGGAAUACCUGUAGGUCCAUUCAAAUGUAGAGAUUUUAAAACAGGUUCUGGUUUUAUGUGUAUAAAAAUUGGAUAUGGAAAAACUAACUGUGAGCUCAACGACUUGGAGAUAGGCCUGGCAGACACCGAAUGUUGUGUUAGCGGGGCCUUUUACAGAACCUUCCCUAGGGUAAUUUUUUAUAACCUAAACCUAACUAAUAAUAAUUCUAAAAAUAGAAAAAACGAAAGCAACCAUGGAAUUUUUGAAAAAAGAGAAUGUUGUGAAUAUUUAAUCAUAAAUAAAGCUAGCAAUGAUAUACUACGUGUUGAUUAUAACAAGCUUUUAAGUGACGAAGAGGAAGAGAAACAAGAAGAAAAGCACAAUGAACAGAACGAAAAUACAAUUGAUAAGGACAAAUAUGAUAUAUAUGAUAAUAAUAAUAAUAAUAAUAAUAAUAAUAAUCAUGAUGAUCAUCUUAGUGUUAAACAUCCAAAUGUUACACAAAAGGAAAAUAAAAUAUAUGAUAACAAAGAAAUCAUCUUAAACAUUCCUAGUAAUUAUAAAGGAGAUGACUUAUGCCCCUCUCCAUUUUUAAAGGAUGAUAUAUGCCCCUCUCAAUUUUUAAAUGAUGACAUAUUAUUAGAUAAAGAUAUUCUUAAUUACGACGAUAUCUGUGAUUUAAGUUAUAAUAUACAAAAUGAAAUACAUUCAACAUUUAAUAAGAAUAUAGAAACAAACAAUACUAAUAUAAAUAUUUAUGAAAACAAAAGCUGGAUUACAAAUAAUAUUUCAUAUAAUAAUUCCUUUGAUAAAGAUAAUACUAAUUUCUUAUGUGAUAUGAAUAUUGCUAUAAAGGAAAACAAGCAAAAUAUAUCUAUCCCUUCCAAUGAUGAUACAGAUGAAAAUAAUUUAACAAAGCUACCUACAAAUAAACUUUCUAGUGAUGAAAAAAAAAAGAAUUUUCUUAAUGUAUCGAAAAUUGCAAGUCAUAAUAAUAUGAAUAAAUUAAAUGAUAAUAAAAAAGAUAUUUCCUUCAACUCAAUUUUGAAAAAUAAAAAUGAAUUAAUAAAAAUUGAACAAGUAAAAGAACACGGAUUAUUAUAUGAACAAGGCAGCUUUAAUUCACAGAAAAAUGAAACAUCUCAUAAAAAUGUUAAAGGAAAAAAAAAAAAAAAUAUAUAUGUUCAUAAAGAGGGAUUAUUUUCAAAAGAAAAAAUUACAGGACAGAAUAAAAUAGAUGAUGAGGAGCAGGACAGUAAGGAUAAACAUAGAAAUUCAUCCAAAAAAAAGUUAUACAAUAUAAUUAAGAGAAAAAUAUCUACUAAAAAUAAAAAUAAGCAAAUACUAAACAUUGGGAAGAAAAAGGAUAAUGCAUAUAUAAAUGAACCUGAAGUAUCAAAAAGAAAGGAUGUUGAUAUGAAUUUAUUGAGGAGUUCUUAUGAGGAGGAUCAAUAUAGAAGAAGAAGAAGAAGAAAAAAAAAAAAUAAUAAAAUAAAAAAUAAAGACAAAGAAAAUAGUAUAACCAAUAGAAAUAAUGAAAUGAAACAAAAUGAAGAUGACGAUAAUUAUGAUAAGGAAGAAGAUGAAGAAUCUUUAGGUAUAUUAUAUAACAAGUUGGUAAAGGAAAAUAUAUAUGAAAAAAAAAAUAAUAAUGAUGAAUUAAAGGAUGAUAAAAGGAAAAUAAAGAAACAUAUAGGAUAUAGUAUGACUAACAAUAUUUUAGAUUUUAAAAGAUUUAGAGGUUUCAAAAGGAGAAAAAAAAAAACAAAAAAGAAAAAAAAAAGUCAUGAUGAUAUAAACAUGAAAAGUUAUGGUAAUAGCAAAGACAAUAAUAAUUGUAAUAAUAAGUAUAAUAAAUAUUUUCAUUUUAAUAAAAUAUACAAAAUAAAAAAUAAUAGAAGAAGGAGGGCAUUUUUACCAAAAGCUUUAUCAGGAACAUUACCAAAAUUAAAAAGGAAAAAGAAAGGUAGAAGAUUAUUAUUUUCUGAUACUAUAACAAAUGUAUAUCAAACAAAAUGUAUGAAUAUAAUACUACAAAAUUUAUGUCCACAUAUGCCAAACUUUGGUAUAAUAUAUAAUACAGAUUUACAUAUAUCAAUAGAUGCUGAAAGAGGAUUAUAUAUUACUGGUUAUAUUAAUAAAAAAAAUUAUAAUUUUUUAACAAGUAGAAAUACAAAAGACAAUUUUGAAGAUAAUGAAGUGAAAAUAAAAAUUAUAAAAAAAAGAAAAAAUAUAAAUAAUAAUACAUUUAAUCAUAAUAAAUAUAAUGAUAAACAUAUAUACUCAUGGAUAGAUGAUAUUAAAGAAUUAAGUUUAGAUGGAUGGGUUAAAUGUGAAUUAGCUGGAUGCUUAGAAGCAGUCAUUUUUAUACAUGGAUAUAAUACAAGUCAUUUAGAAGCUUUACAAAUUUUAGGACAAAUGGCUUCUUUUGGUAAUUUUCCUAACUACAUAAAACUUUUCUUAUUUAAUUGGCCUUCUGGAAAAAAUCUUCUAGAAUUUUUUAUAGCAAAGGAUAAUUCACAAAAUAAGAAGGUCCACCAUGCCUUUAAAUCAUUUCUGGAUACACUAAGAAAUAAUGGCAUAAGACAAAUACACAUUAUCACACACAGCAUGGGAACAAGGAUGUUCCUACUAGCCUUUCACGAUAUCGUAAGUAGCGAUUUAUUUUCGACUAUUGAAGAAAAGGAGAAAGAUGAAAAAUAUCAAAACAAAAUGAAACUAAUAACAUUAACUAUGAUGAACCCUGAGUAUUAUUUAAGCGAUUUUGUAAAUAAAGAAUAUAUAUUUCUUCGCUCAUUCUGUACAGUUAUUUCAAUAUAUUGUGAUUCAAAUGAUAAAGCAUUAAAAUGGGCAGAAAUUUUUAGUGGUACUAAAUCAUUAGGGAAAAAUGUAUUCGAUUUAAAUAUAAAUAAAGAAGAUAUUUCUAAAACAUAUAAUGGUCAAGGUGCCAAUUAUUUAUUUGACAGUAACCAAUUAGAUUAUUAUUCUAUUUCUAUGGAAAAUAAUAAUAAAAUUCAUAAUAAAAAAAAUAUGAAUAUACAAAAGAAUACAAAUGAUCAAAUAGAUUAUAACAUAGAUCAUAAUAUUAUAUCAUCAUUUUUUGAUUGCGAAAAUUUAGAAAUUACAAAUAACAAAAAAAAAAAGUCAAAAUUCAAAAUCAGCAUAGCAGAAAAGUUAAGAACACUUGUUUAUUUUUUUUUUGGAAAAAAAUAUAUAAAAAAUAAAACUUAUAUGAAUGAACAAAAUUCAUUACAAAAAAAUGACAAUGACAAUGAUGAUGAUGAAGAUGAAGAUAUUUGUUCUUUAAAUAAAGAUAAAACACAAAAUAUUUUACAUCAACCACCUAUGUUUAGAAAUACAUUACUAGUAUUUACUGGGAUAGAACCUACUUACUGUUAUAAAGAUAAUCGUGAUUGGUUAGAUGUAGAUGUCAUUGAUACUACUUGGUUAGGUUCAAAUGUACAUACAUUGAGACAUUCUUAUUGGUCAUUAAAUAGGGAAAUUAUUGAAGAUAUAAGAGAAUUAAUAGUUACUAGAAAAAGAGCAAGACAAAGGACAUCUCGAUUAGAUAGAAGAGAAGGAAAUGUAUGGGUAUAUCGUGUAGCACCAUCUCAUUUAAAAUCAAUAUUUGAUUCGGACAUAUAA
This is a messenger RNA of Plasmodium adleri (nom. inval.), 6651 nucleotides long. RefSeq names its product conserved Plasmodium membrane protein, unknown function. The transcript is spliced from 3 exons. Lineage: Eukaryota; Apicomplexa; Aconoidasida; Haemosporida; Plasmodiidae. Bases 1 to 6651 code for a protein of 2216 amino acids. The record is from RefSeq and is a predicted model, not a curated record.